Protopterus annectens (West African lungfish) is the source of this 1448-nucleotide messenger RNA. Its product is annotated as C-type lectin domain family 10 member A-like. Gene Ontology annotation, cellular component: external side of plasma membrane. Gene Ontology annotation, molecular function: D-mannose binding; fucose binding. The transcript is spliced from 11 exons. Bases 342 to 1268 code for a protein of 308 amino acids. Lineage: Eukaryota; Metazoa; Chordata; Ceratodontiformes; Protopteridae. The record is from RefSeq and is a predicted model, not a curated record. Gene Ontology annotation, biological process: biological process involved in interspecies interaction between organisms.
CCAAAGUGCAACAAUCCAUGCUGCUGUGGUAUGGAGAGAGAGAGAGAAGCAAUUCUCUACUUAAGAAGAUUAUAAAAGGCAGAUAUUGAAAAAAUAAGCAAAAUAUCAGGUGCAUAAGGGCAAGCACCACGGACACAGCGACUAUGGGCAACUCUGAGUGGCACUUAACAAAUAGCAAAUGACCAGCAACAACAACCACAUGUGAAUACUGUAUCUUCUCCCGGGCUUAUCGGAGUUCCAAAUAUGGAAAAUUGGAUUAAGAAUAUCGACAAUUUGAACUUUGAUGUUUUGCAGGAACCACCGGCUACGAGUGCACAGCAGUCAAUAAACAGAAAGUAAAGAUGUCAACAGACUACAAUGAGUUCCACUCUACUGAAGCUGAUGAAGAACAUGACUGGAAGAAAGGAAUAUAUGACAACCUGCACUCAUUCUCAGCAACUUCAUCUAAAAGGUCAACAAGGAUACUUCUUGGUCUUUUCAUUGCCCUAACCAUCUUGCUACUGGUGAUAAUAAUAAUUAUGGCAUCGAAUAGCUCUUCUCUACGUAAAAAGAUGAAGGAAACAGAGGAAGCAUUCAGUAACUUUACUCUUAGCAUCCACGCUGAACUGCAGUUAAUCCAGAGCAAAGAUAUGGAGAAACAAGGCAAACUACAGGAGUUAGAAAACAGCGUCAAUCAACAUACAACACAGUUAAGUGACUAUACAACACACAAAGAGAAAAUGCAGAAACUUGAAAAUAAUAUCAAACAAGCAGAAGAUCGGCUAGACAUCUUUACCAUGCAGUUAUCUGUAGAAUCAGAGAAGUUGGGAACAUCUUUAUCUGAGCUACUGUGUGAGUUGUCAAAAAGCAAAUCAAAUGGAACAUUGAACUCAUGCUGUCCGGUUGGUUGGGUACAGUACAGUAAGAGUUGCUAUUUUAUUUCAACAAGUACCAAGUCUUGGAAUGAUGCCAAGCAGUUCUGUAUCUCUAAAGGUUCAGCUUUAGUUUCAAUUAAUACUAUUGGUGAGCAGACUUUUCUGAGAGAAAGAACCGUCCCGUUUUAUACUUGGAUUGGCUUAUCGGAUGCUACUGGAGUAUGGGCAUGGGCUGAUGGUAGCGACUACUCCUCUGGCCCAAAAUUCUGGAUACUAGGUCAGCCAGAUGACUAUUACUGGCACGAAUUCGGAGAUAGAGAAGACUGUGCUCACCUUCAUGCUGACGGUAAAUGGAAUGACGAACACUGUUCACGGCUUUAUAGAUGGAUUUGUGAAAAGAAAUCUGAGUUUUAAAACAUUGGCACUUAACUGAAGGAAAGACCUAAUAAAAGGCUUGCAUUUUUCCUGCAUUAUUAAAAUAUGAAAAACAGUUUUGACAUCAUUAAUGCGCCUGGAACUAUGUCAGAGAUUUCCAUCAACAGGCUGCAAUUCAAUGUUUUUUAACUUGUAUAUUAAAGUUAAUACAAUACUUUA